CACACUAAUGUGGAGCAGUCGUUUUGUCACAACAGUAUGUGUGCGUGGUGAGACGGUGAGAGACACUCACUUUGCUUUCUCCGCCGCACGCCGCCGGCCGCCUUGUGUGGAGCAGGGCGCACGCCGCCGGCUGCCUUCUCUCGAGCAGGGCGCAUCCUCUCCCGCCACGACGUCUUCUGCCCCCCCUCCCCCUCCCCGCACCACCACCACCACCACCACGGCCUCACCCCGUCUCCUAUCCCCACGACGGCCUCGCCUCGCCGGCUCUUAUCCCCACCACGGCCUCGCCCCGCCGCCUCCUCUCACCACCGCGGACUUGUCUCGCCGCCAACCCCGUGGAUCUUCCCUAGAUCGACUCUGCCGCCGCCAUCAUACUGCCGCAGAGCAGAUCGAGAUGCGAGAUGCUGGACACGAUGCGGGAGCAGGCAUCUUGAAUUGGACCGAGAUCCAGUGCGUCGACCUCACACAGUCUCUCCGGGAAGGAGUUCGCAGCUCGCGUAGGUGUUCGGUUGCUGAAGGCACCUUCACCACAUUGUCAUUCAUUUGUGAGAUGUUUCUGUUUCUCUAUGUUGGCAUGGAUGCAUUGGAUAUAGAGAUUUGGAAGAUUGUUAGCGGAACACAUAUACAGGCCAGAUCUAAUGAGAGGUGCUGUGUGAAUUGCAUUGUCAUACAAUAAGGUAAAGAAUUGCAUUGGCAUACCAAAUCUGUUGAUCAAAUGUGCUUUAGGAAUGCUAUGCAGGGUAAAAAUAAAAAUAAUAGCAUACCAAAUGUACCCUGUUAAGCAUAAAUGCUCUGAGUUAUAUUAGGAGGCAUACCCAUCAUUCUGAAGACUGCUCUUAAUAUAUUCUUCUCUUUUCCAUGUUGUAACAUCUAGAUCAGUCCACUUAUCGGAUUUUAAUUCCAUGUGCUUGGAUGCAUAUUUGAAUAAAUCCUCCAGUCCUUCUAGCUGGUGUACCAAAAAAUGGAAAAAGUAUAAGCAUCACAAGUGAGAAAUAAGAAAAAAAAAAGCUUAUUAGAAAAGAUGGGGCAGUAGGAUGAAGUGCAGACCGUAUCAGUGAGGUCCUUGCGGCUCAUGUAUGGGCCUAGCGAGUCGAGCACCUGGACACAUUUUUUUCUGGCAUUUAUAACACAUAGGUACCAGUGAACGUCCUCCAUGUUUAUUGGAAAGUAUACCUGAAGAAAAUGAUUAUUUUAGUUGUACUUGUACGUGGAUGAAUCGGUCAUUGUAGCUGUAAUUCAUCCAAUUAUGUAGGACACAAAGACUAACCAUAUCAUUUUCCAAAUACGUUUUGGCUCUGUUUAGUACCCAUGCUGGUGCAGCAUCCAUGUCAUCUGAGGGCAGAUAGCUACCGAUCUUUAUCAUCUUUGAGAUGCAUGCAUUCUCUAAGAACACACUUCCACCUGACCUUACUUGUAGAUGCUCCGUAGCAGUCAUGCAAUUUAUGUACGUAUUUAUGACCUACAAUUAAAAGCAUACAUAGUAUAUUAGAUGACACAUACUGAUAAUCAAAUAGCAUCUUCUAGUCGUAAUGCGAUAAUAAUAAUAAUAUACUCACUUCGUCGCCAACCCAUUCUCCGGGAGUUAGAAGAGAUAGUAAAUGUCUUUUUUUCAAAAAUGCGUCGCCGAUGCUCACUAAAUUUCUUUCUUUGCUUGGUUCAGACCGGAUAUUUUCUAUAACAGACCAAUCAUCGCCACUGCAGGCAUAAUCUGUCACGAUGGCAAUGAUAACAUGUAAUGAUAAUAACACAAAAACAAUAAUGUAGCAGUACAAGGACAUUGAAUGUUUUGUUCCGUGCCUUGUGGAGAAACAACAUAGUCUUGUGCCUUCUUAGGCUUGUUAUGCCGUCGUUUAUGUUUAUUUAUAUGCACGGGCAUUGUUAGCUCGUCCUCUAUAGUCUGAAGCCCUUCCGUGUCCCGUGUUUGUGCUAAUUCCUCAUCCUGAGCUGCCACCAUUUGUUGACUUGUUUCGUUGUGGGUUAGUUUCUGAGAACAAUAUUGAAUGAAUUACCCGUGUGUAGGAUAUAAUAUAAUUAGAAUAAUUUGGGAAGAUAUAGUUGGAAAAGGAAAGUCACAUGUGUAUGCUCAGAAUCUUCAUCCUCUCUGUUUGCUAUGUUUUCUUCAAGAAUAGGUGUAUAUUCUGGGCUAUCCAUGCAAUUAUUUUCCUCCACUUCAUUAUUGUUGAGUAUCUCACUUGUUUCGUCAUCGCUAGGUAGCUGAAACCCAUGGUAGUAUAAUAUUAUAAGAGCGUGAAUAUAUUUUUGUAAUGAUAUUGUACUAAGAUAAUUACAAACUGAUCUUUGGCGUUAGACAUGUGGAAAGAAAACUUGCCUCUGUUGAUUCGGGGAUUGUAUAUCCAUCCUUGGUUAUCACAGCAUCAAAAAGCAUGUUUAGUGGACCCUCCCUAAUGGACUCUUGUGUAGCCUUUGUGGAGUCGGGAUCUGUAUCCUCUUGUACGGUUAUCACCUCUUCAACCUGCAUAUUCUUUGUAUCCUCCAUAGUAGAUUCUUCUUGUAUCACCUCUGCCGCCUCGGUGUUUGUAUCCUCGUCUUUCUUUACAUCUUCAAUCUGCAUAUUAUCUAUAUCCUCAUCCUUUGCUACCUUAUUGAUGUUUUCCUGAAAACCCAAGCAUGACAUUUCUAGAUAGAAAACCUUGUAUAGGAAGAAGAGAGAUAUAAUAUGUCAUUACCGUGUCGAUGGCAUCGGCAGUAGUACCGGAUCUGGUUGGAGAUUGACCCGCAUGGGGCACCGAUGACGAUGGCGCCGACAUGGACGAUGACGGUGCUUCACCAAGGGCUAAUGUGUGCGGCGCGGUGGAGAGACUUGUUGUGGCGGUUUGUUGGGAUGCGGCUGAGAGAUCGUGAGGGGGGUGGAGGAGGGGUCUAAAGUAAUGGUAUCAGGAAAUAUAAGGCAGAAUCGUGAGAGAAAGGAAAUAAGGCAGAAUCGUGGGAGAAAGGAAACUACUAUCGCGAUAAUUGGGGACUCCUGAUUGCUAUCAUCCCCGGAUUUAUCUGACGCCCAGAAUCUUAUCUUGUGCUUUUUUUAUACCCCAGUUUGCCAAAAUUACUGGAGUUAUUUCCGUAGUGCAUUUUAUCUGCAUAAAUAUUGGGUGUGGCCCACCUUCCUUCUGUAACUACAGGCUGUGUAAUAAUUCAGAGAAGGCACACCCUUUAAAUAUUUGUCAAACUUAAUUUUUUGUUUUUGAA
Molecule: messenger RNA, 3204 nt
Organism: Triticum urartu
Lineage: Eukaryota; Viridiplantae; Streptophyta; Magnoliopsida; Poales; Poaceae
Source: RefSeq, a predicted model, not a curated record